GGAGGAAACGCUAGAUGAGCAGGAAGUCAAGACGCGCCGCGCGCCGGUCGCACAUGCGCACACUCUCUCCCGAAAUCCUAAUCUUUACUCUGACAAUGGCGGACCUGGGUGAGGCGGACGAAGCGGAGUUGCAGCGUAUGGUGGCGGCCGAACAGCAGAAGGCGCAGUUCACUGCACAGGUUCAUCACUUCAUGGAGCUAUGUUGGGAUAAAUGUGUGGAGAAGCCAGGGAAUCGCCUAGACUCUCGCACUGAAAAUUGUCUCUCCAGUUGUGUGGACCGCUUCAUUGACACUACUUUUGCUAUCACCAGUCGGUUUGCUCAGAUUGUACAGAAAGGAGGGCAGUAGACCAACCCCUGGGAGAAUAACAGAAGCAGCAAAGGACUUAUUCAGAUUGAAGUGCCACUGGGGAAGAGUUGUCAACCCACUGUCAGCAUCAGUCUGUUGGUACUACAAAGUAACAGAUCAAA
Molecule: messenger RNA, 469 nt
Organism: Fukomys damarensis (Damara mole-rat)
Lineage: Eukaryota; Metazoa; Chordata; Mammalia; Rodentia; Bathyergidae
Gene: Timm8b
Product: translocase of inner mitochondrial membrane 8 homolog B
Exons: 2
Coding region: 15-347 (110 amino acids)
Source: RefSeq, a predicted model, not a curated record